Hypomesus transpacificus is the source of this 888-nucleotide messenger RNA. It is a transcript of the gene arl3b, whose product is annotated as ADP ribosylation factor like GTPase 3b. Gene Ontology annotation, cellular component: cytoplasm; microtubule cytoskeleton. Gene Ontology annotation, molecular function: GTPase activity; GTP binding. Bases 68 to 616 code for a protein of 182 amino acids. The transcript has 6 exons. The record is from RefSeq and is a predicted model, not a curated record. Gene Ontology annotation, biological process: cilium assembly. NCBI's taxonomy places the organism in Eukaryota, Metazoa, Chordata, Actinopteri, Osmeriformes, Osmeridae.
AUGACUUGUGUACUACGUCACUCCCCCUAGUAACCUCGGCAGCGUCUUGGGCAGAUAGAGCAACAAGAUGGGAUUGCUGUCGAUCCUGCGCAAGCUGAAGAGCACACCGGAUCAGGAGGUUCGGAUUCUGUUGUUGGGGCUGGAUAACGGAGGGAAGACUACCCUACUGAAACAGCUAGCGUCUGAAGAUAUCAGCCACAUCACCCCCACGCAGGGCUUCAACAUCAAAAGCGUUCAGUCUCAGGGUUUCAAACUGAACGUGUGGGACAUCGGAGGACAGAGGAAGAUCAGGCCGUACUGGAGGAACUACUUUGAGAACACGGAUGUGCUGAUCUAUGUCAUCGACAGCGCUGACAGGAAGCGGUUUGAGGAGACAGGGCAGGAGCUGGCUGAGCUACUGGAGGAGGAGAAGCUGAGUGGGGUUCCAGUUCUGAUCUUCGCCAACAAGCAGGACCUCCUGACGGCAGCACCAGCUUCGGAGAUUGCUGAGGGCCUGAACCUGCACACCAUCCGGGACCGCGUGUGGCAGAUCCAGUCCUGCUCCGCCCUGACCGGGGAGGGCGUCCAGGAGGGCAUGAACUGGGUUUGCAAGAGCGUCAACGCCAAGAAGAAAUAGCUCGGCUCAAAGGAUGCGCUGGUGUGUCUCACACACACACACACACACACACACACACACACACACACACACACACACACACACACACACACACUGAAACCCUGGGAGGACAGGGAGAACCUGUGAAUGUACACACUCGAAGACCAACAUGGACUUGAAGAGUUUUCUACCCCCCUGGCUCCCCUCAUACACGUUUACUAAACUUUUAGUCAUGUAAAGACACUACAACUCCCACUUUUGCUAAUAAAGGGGAAGGUUGUUGGCCUUUAAAA